UCUAUCUUUUGGCCUCAACCAGAACCGGUUGUCAGUGGAGCUCUGUGAGCGGUACCCUCUGCCUUUUACUCCUUCGUCAGCACACAACGGCCGUCAGAUCUUCCUCAGGCAAGCCAUGACAGCCGGGGACAGAGAAGAGACAGGCCGCGAGGCCGGGCUUUCUGUGUCCGCUUUUACAGGGCCGAGCUGGUUCCUCCUCAUCCUGACAGAGCGGCGCAGUAACGCGGGGGUGGCCCCAGCCCCGCCCCGCCGCGCAGCGCGCCGUCCGUGCCUCACCUCAGCGGGCAGCUGUCCCCGGCCCAGGCCGGCCUGCCGGCGAGGCGGACACCGGUGCGCGGCGCCGACGCCAUGGCCGCGCCGCUAAAGGGAGGGAGAGGGAAGGCGAGGGUUGCGAGGUGUUGUCGUAUCGUCACUUCCUACCGGCGGAUCUGCAUCCGGGUUGGAGAGCAGGACGUAUCGGGAGGAGCUCAUCUUCGUUUCCGUCCGGAGGGGCUGCUCGGCGCCGCCCGCGGGCCCGGCCCGGCGUCUAAGGAUACAUGUUCGCUUCAAGUAGAAAGGAGCAUGUUCCCAAAUUCCUCCAACUUGGUUCGUCCACCCUUCCCUCCAAAACAUCAACAACACUGUAAUUUCUUCAAUAAGCUUCCUCUAAAUAUACCACCUACUCUUCUAUCUCACCAGCAAAGUAUUUAUGCUGAGAUUAAUUUUCAGAAUGCAGUUCUUUCUAGGGCUCUUUUGAGUGGGAACCUUGCAGCUGUUCCAGCUGUUGCAUUGCAGCCAGUGACUUACGGAAAUGGCAGUUCAGGACAUAGGUCUGAUGCUUCCACGUCAUUCCGGGGAAGAAAGAGACUAAGUGAACAAAGAGUUCCGCAUGAUGUCAAACGGCAGCGGUUUCAUUCACGACGCCCUGAAACAAUUGUCGUUAACCAAGCAGUGCCUUUACCAGAAGAACGCAGAUACUCCUUCCCAGGAUCAGUUCAAUCUCCACUGCUCUAUGCAUGUCACCUACCAGAUUUAAUUGGAUGUACCCCUCCACUGCGAGAUAUUUUGUUUCCAGACCCUACAGAAACCACGCUCCCUGUGGCCAAAGAUAAGUCUUCUGUGUUUCAUGUAUUGCAUCUCUGGCAGCAAAGAAUGUUCACUUCUCUGUAUAUUUACUUUUUGCAUGUGGGUGUCAAGUUAAGUCAGCAGGUUUUGGAUUUGUUUCAAGUAUGUCAGCAACAGACCUGUGAUUUGAACAGAAAAGAGCUCUGCAGAACAGAACUCCAGAGAGAGAUUCAGCGAAUUUUUCCACAGAGUCGACUCUUUUUGGUUGGGUCCUCACUGAAUGGGUUUGGUACUCGUAGCAGUGAUGGUGACUUGUGCCUGGUGAUUAAAGAAGAACCAGUAAAUCAGAAGACUGAAGCAAGGCAUAUACUCAGCUUAGUCCAAAAACUCUUCAGUACUAAACUUUCAAGCUACAUUGACCGACCUCAGCUGAUUCGAGCAAAAGUGCCAAUAGUGAAGUUCAGGGAUAAAGUCAGCUGUGUGGAGUUUGACUUGAAUGUAAACAAUGUUGUAGGAAUAAGAAAUACAUUCCUUCUGAGAACCUAUGCACACAUUGAGAAUCGAGUUCGUCCGUUAGUACUUGUUGUUAAGAAGUGGGCAAGUUUUCAUGACAUAAAUGAUGCCAGUCGUGGUACUUUAAACAGCUAUAGUCUUGUAUUGAUGGUUUUGCACUAUUUACAGACCCUACCUGAACCCAUCCUUCCAUCCCUCCAAAAAAAUUACCCAGAAUCUUUUGAUCCUGCUAUGCAGUUGCAUCUUGUUCAUCAAGCUCCACGUACCAUUCCUCCUUACCACUCAAAAAAUGGAUCAAGCCUUGGGGAUUUGCUAAUAGGCUUCUUCAAAUAUUAUGCCACAGAAUUUGAUUGGAGCCACCAGAUGAUUUCAGUUCGUGAGGCCAGAGCUAUUCCAAGACCUGAUGGUACUGAAUGGAGAAACAAAUUUAUUUGUGUAGAAGAGCCCUUUGACGGGACAAACACGGCUAGAGCUGUACAUGAGAAACAGAAGUUUGAUAUUAUCAAAGGUGAAUUUCUGAAGUCUUGGCAGAUAUUAGAAGACAAGAAAGACCUGAACUGUAUAUUACCUUUAAGACCAACAAUACAUAAAAGAUAAUCAGCUUCUUUCACUUCCUUCUUAUUGGAUCCUGCUGAAAUAAAGAACGGUAUCAAAAUCAAGAGGCAGUUACCACAGGUUUUUUAAUGAUCUGUUUUUCUCUGUAAACUUUUGUUAAUGAAAUGUUUAUAAUAAAGAUUGUGUAUUUUAUUAUUGA
Chroicocephalus ridibundus (black-headed gull) is the source of this 2311-nucleotide messenger RNA. RefSeq names its product terminal nucleotidyltransferase 2 (gene TENT2). The record is from RefSeq and is a predicted model, not a curated record. The transcript is spliced from 15 exons. Bases 349 to 2154 code for a protein of 601 amino acids. Lineage: Eukaryota; Metazoa; Chordata; Aves; Charadriiformes; Laridae. Gene Ontology annotation, molecular function: poly(A) RNA polymerase activity.